Messenger RNA from Eimeria maxima, 2691 nucleotides. RefSeq lists its product as hypothetical. The transcript has a single exon. Lineage: Eukaryota; Apicomplexa; Conoidasida; Eucoccidiorida; Eimeriidae. The record is from RefSeq and is a predicted model, not a curated record. Bases 1 to 2691 code for a protein of 896 amino acids.
AUGCGCAGAGAUCGCACCUCCCUCUUCUUGCUGCUGACCCUUGGUGGUGCUGCAGCAGCUGCUGCUGCAGCAACAGCAGCAGCAGCAGCACCACCACCACCUGAUGGAGUUCCUGCAGCAGGGAAGCGUAUAAAUAAGGUGACGGGGAUUUUCUCCUUGGGGGGAGCAAACAGGGGGGGAGGAGACGAUCCUGCUGCUGCUGCUCCCGGCUCCAGCAGCAGCAGCAAUGUAUGGAGACAGCAGCAGCAGCAGCAGCAGCAGCAGCACCAGGAUUUGCAAGAACAACUACAGCAACAGGCUGAUCUACAACAGCAGCAGAAGCUGCAGCAUCAGGAACAGGAUUUACCUUUACAGCAGCAGCAGCAGCAGCAGGUGCAGCAGCAGCAGGAGCUGCUGCAGAAGCGUCGCAGGAUUCUAUAUAGAGAGUACCGUGGUGCAUUAAUCCUUGCUGCUUCUCUUGCUGUGCUGCUGCUGCUGCUGCGCUGCUUCCAUGUAUUAUAUAUAUAUAAUAAACAAGGAGUAAGACUACUGUCUCCUUUGUCUCCUCUUAGAGGUAUAAAUAAGAGACAAUUAGCAGAAAAAUAUCCAUGCGAUCCUUCUCUCCCUGUUGUGACAGAAGGAGACGUAUCCCCUCCAUCUACUCCUCCUAUAGCUACUUCUUCUCCUAUUGGGGGCCCCCAUGGGGGGCCCCAUCAUCAUGGGGCCCCUUAUGGGGCCCCACUUGGGGGAGGAGAGACAGACCCCUUUGAAUGGCCCCCUGCACCCACACCCGAUGACCUUGCUGCUGUUGCAGGGCCUCAGGGGCCCCCAGUACCAGUACCCUCUUCAGCAGCCUCGUCAGUACCCUCUCCAGUACCCUCUCAGCCGUCUGCUGCUGCACAGGCGUCGCAGCUCCAGGGGCCCAAACCCUUGGGGGGCCCCUCUGCUGGUAAGAAGGUGCAGGGUACUGUUGAAUGGGGAGGUAACCCUUACUAUACAGGGCCCACUUCUCAUCCGCCGUACCCACCUGGAGAGAGACCGCGCCCUCUUUCCGGGCCCCCUUAUGCAAGCAUAGGGGCCCCUUCUGGUGCAGGCUCAGGGGCCCCUUCUGGUGCAGGAAUAGGGGCCCCUUCUGGUGCAGCUAGGGGGGCCCCUGUUGCAGGUUCAGGGCGCCCUGGUUCAACUAUAGGGGCCCCUACAGCCGUUGUGUGGGGCCCAUUUAAUGGCAAGCGUGAGGGUCCAACGGGGCCCCCUGCUGCAGGUAUGGGGGCCCCUGAACCAUCAGGUACGGGUGCCGCAGGUCCAUCAUCUAGUGGGGGCCCUGGUACAGUACCAUGGGGUAAUAACCUACCUUACAUGGAGGCAACAGGAGGAACUACGGGGCCCCCCUCAAGUGGUGCAAGUUGGGUACAAGACCCAUAUUCGGGGGCCCCUGGAGGUGGAGGUGCAGCAGAGGGCCCAUUUUCUGCUGCUUCUCCUCCUGAUCCUUUUCCUGAUGGUCGUCCUCCUGACCCUAAGAAGCAAGAGAAGAAGAAAAGGCGCCAGGAGAAGAUGUCCCUCAAGACACAAUUAGGUAGUAUAUUCGGCGGACCCAAGAGAGGGAUUGAUAACCUAAGGAGGAGGUUCUCUUCUCCCUCCCCUCCUUGGAGUCCCCUAGGAGGGCACACUCCCUUUUGGCGCCCCCGUGGGGGUCACCAUCAUGGGGGCCACCAUCAUGGGGGUCACCAUGGUGAGGGCCGACCCCAUCAAGGGGGCCCCCAUGGUGAGGGCCCCCAUCAAGGGGGCCCCUCAGGGUCCCCGUGGCCCCCUGUCCAUUGGCCACCUACUGAGGGUGGGGAAUUGGCGUAUGGACCAUCAGGGCCUGUAUCUCCAUUACCAUCAGCAGCACAAGCAGCAUCAUCAGCAGCAGCAGCAGGUGCAGCAACAGCAGCAAUGUUAGAUGACAUAGGAGGAGAUAAAUCAACAAAAAAAAAGCACAGGACUUGGACAAGCAAGCUAGGGGACAGUCUAGGGUUCAGUACAGGGAGAGGAAAGAGCCGUCCCUUGUCUGUUAUCUUUGAUCCUGAUUUCUGGCGAAAAAAGGCACAAGAAGGAGACGCAGUAGUAGGAGGAACAGCAGCAGGAGCAAGAGCUAGGAAGGGGGCAGGAAAACGAGCUCCUACAUUCCCUGAACAAACAACUCAGUCUACGAGGCUCAGCAGCAGCAGCAGCAGCAGCAACGGCAGCGAGGAUGGGCUAAGGACGAAGGUAAGAUUUGCUGACGAAGUAGGUAGUGGUACAGGAAAAGGGAAACAAAAGAAGUCUUCUCCUGCUACAGCAGAAGAAGCAGCAGCUGCUGCUGCUGCUGCUGAUCCUGCUAGUGGCAUGGGUAUGCUAAGCUUGUACGAUCCGUCCACGGGUCCAACACACCCUGUUGCAGCAGCACUAGAUGCAGCAGCAGCAGCAGCAGCAGCAGCAGCAGCAGCAGCAGCAGCAGCAGACCCUAAUGAUCCGUAUAAACCAUUAACGUGGAAGGCAUUCGAUGAACAAAGAGCAGGCAGUGUUGCUGCCUGGUUGCUUAAGUCCCCUGCCCCCCCGAAGGUGCCUCAGCAGCAGCUGCUGCAGCUGCAGAUGCAGCAGCAGCAGCAGCAGCUAAGGCAGCAGCAGCAACAACAACAGCAGCAGCAGGAGGAGGAGGAAAAAAAGAAAAAGAAGAAAAAAGGCAAAAAGUAG